GUCACUUCAAUUGCUUUCGAGAAGUCGACGCAAACGGUUCGUAUUCGUGAAGUUCGCAUCUGAAACAAAAACAAAAAGAUAAACGAUGCGCGUGCGCCGUGUGAAUUUCGCAAAGUUUUGAAAAUAGUCAAGAUCUGUGUGAUGUGCCUAUAAACAGUGCAGUUGCCAAAGCAGAAAACAAGACAAGACCCCAUAAAACUUGCCCAUUGAAACACUUUUGGAUUAGUUUCACGUCAAGCAAAUAAACAAAAACAAACGCAAACAAUAUGGUUCGCAGUUUGGCCCAGUGGACGAAGACGCUGAGCUUCCCCUCGCGUCUCUCGCCAAAUCGCAAUUCCAAGGAUUGCUCCACAUUGGCAGGUCCUGUACCGCCACCCACGCCGCCCAGGAAUAAGACGACCUCGGGCAGCGGAAAUUGCGCUACCUCGCGCUCAUCUUCCUCGACAGUGUCCUCGUCACACUCGUCGUCGCACAGUUCACCCACUCCCGGGAACAACAACAACAUGCCCAUCACGGAACUGGAACAGAUUAUCUAUCCCGGUCCUGAUCCUAAACACAUUAUGGGCUCCUUGGUAUUUUGCAUUCAUCACAAGCAGGGCUGCAAGUGGUCCGAUGAGCUGCGAAAGCUGAAGGGGCAUCUCAACGCCUGCAAACAUGAUGCCACUCAGUGUCCCAAUAAGUGUGGAGCCCAAAUUCCCCGGAUCAUGAUGACCGAUCACCUACAGUACACCUGCACGAUGAGGAGAACGCGUUGCGAGUUCUGUCAGAGCGAAUUCUCUGGAGCUGGAUUGGAGGAGCACAACGGUAGCUGCGGCCAGGAGCCUGUCUAUUGCGAGGCCAAGUGCGGUCAGCGGAUUCUCCGUGGCAGGAUGACGCUCCACAAGUCCAAGGACUGCGCCAAGCGACUCCGACGCUGUGCCCAUUGCCAGCGUGAAUUCUCGGCGGACACACUGCCCCUGCAUGCGGCCCAGUGCCCAAGGGCUCCCUUGGCCUGCCCACAGAGAUGCGAUGCGGGCCCAAUUGCCCGGGGUGAGCUGGAGGCCCAUCUUCGGGAUGAGUGUCAGUCUUUAGCCGUGUCCUGCAGCUUCAAGGAAGCGGGAUGCCGUUUCAAGGGUCCCCGACAGAUGCUCGAGGCUCAUUUGGAGAGCAACGCCGCAGCCCACCUUUCGCUAAUGGUGGCCCUUAGCUCGCGACAGGGUCAGCAAAUCCAGAUGCUUAAGUCAGCAGUGUCCAAGCUGUCCAUCAACUACACAGGUACUCUGCUGUGGAAGAUUACCGACUGGUCAGCCAAAAUGGCGGAAGCGAGGGGAAAGGAUGGUCUAGAGCUGGUAUCACCUCCCUUCUACACUUCCCAGUACGGAUACAAGCUGCAGGCCUCCAUGUUCCUUAAUGGGAAUGGACCCGGAGAGAACACUCACGUGUCCGUAUACAUUAAAGUUCUGCCCGGAGAGUACGAUGCCCUGCUCAAGUGGCCAUUCUCGCACUCAAUCACCUUUACGCUGUUCGAACAGGGAGCCCAAAGUGGCCAAGGAGGCGUAGCGGAGUCGUUCGUACCGGAUCCCACCUGGGAAAACUUCCAGCGACCCUCAAAUGAACCCGAUCAGCUAGGAUUCGGCUUCCCACGAUUCAUCUCUCAUGAACUUCUGCACAGCCGGCCCUUCAUCAAGGGGGACACCGUGUUUCUGCGUGUAAAAGUGGAUCCCAGUAAAAUAGUUGCCGUCUAGCGACCUUAAAUAGUUUCUUAGACAUUUACUCGACUUUUGUAAAUACUGUGUAUUUAAAUUUAUGAGUAAAUCACCUAGCCUAGCGUAGUCUAGCCUGUUCAGUACCAGCGGCAGCUUCAGGCGAUGUUGGCCAUCAGGCGCUAACUGGCCUUUGAAUGCCGACCGCUGGGCCACUGCGUCAUAGUCAUACUCGUUUCGUUUAAGUUUUUGCAGUGCUGGAAUUAAACCAAAGCAUACAUACGCAUAGAAAUAAAUUUAGAGCUCAUCAAAUUCAUUCAUAAAAGUACGCCUAAGUUCGUGUCUUAAGUCUUUUGUUUAGAGAUUUGUAUUAUUGCGCGCGAUGCGAUCACUUUCAAAAGAUCUUCAAACUAGACCGUACGCUCAAAAUCAGUUAGACCAUAAGUUGCAUGUACAUAGCGUUAAAUUCGGAUCAGCCGCAGCAACCGCAAACCUAGUUCUAGUUGUAGCACCUAGUUAGUUAGUUAAGCCAACGCAUUAGUCAUUAUCCAACUUUCAACAUAGUCAAAUAAGUUUAUGUUUAAAACCUACAAAGUCAAAAAUAUAAUAAAAUGAAGCAAUUAAAAUACAAAA
Molecule: messenger RNA, 2315 nt
Organism: Drosophila eugracilis
Lineage: Eukaryota; Metazoa; Arthropoda; Insecta; Diptera; Drosophilidae
Gene: Traf4
Product: TNF receptor-associated factor 4
Exons: 2
Coding region: 267-1724 (485 amino acids)
Biological process (GO): protein K63-linked ubiquitination; tumor necrosis factor-mediated signaling pathway; regulation of apoptotic process
Cellular component (GO): plasma membrane signaling receptor complex
Molecular function (GO): protein binding; zinc ion binding
Source: RefSeq, a predicted model, not a curated record